AUGACGCGCAGCAGCGAUCAAGACCUCUCCCUCGUCAAUUCAGAUGUUUCCGAGAUCCCGCCGCUUCUCAAAACGCUCAAUGAGCUGAAUAAGAUCGACAUUAUCGGGAUUGAGAAGCACACUGGCGGCUUGUGGGACGAGCUGCACGCCAACUUUGCCAACAACAGAGACUCCUCCAUCACCGGCGGCGCCGGCUUCAUUGUCUGA
Molecule: messenger RNA, 207 nt
Organism: Colletotrichum orchidophilum
Lineage: Eukaryota; Fungi; Ascomycota; Sordariomycetes; Glomerellales; Glomerellaceae
Product: Ulp1 protease family protein
Exons: 1
Coding region: 1-207 (68 amino acids)
Source: RefSeq, a predicted model, not a curated record